Messenger RNA from Menidia menidia (Atlantic silverside), 2283 nucleotides. NCBI's taxonomy places the organism in Eukaryota, Metazoa, Chordata, Actinopteri, Atheriniformes, Atherinopsidae. The record is from the annotation of a GenBank genome assembly.
CUGAAGUGGGGAUAUUUCAUCUUCUGGAUCAUCUUCCCUCCGUCCCCUCGCCACUCUUCCAAGCAGGACGACGCACGCCGCUUUUUCUCCCUGCUAGAUGAGCGGGAGUUGGGCACCUCACUUGGCCUGAGGAGAAGCGAGCCAAGCCUACAGGCCCUCAUGGGACGCCCCAUUACCCAGCAUGCACUGCUGCUGCUGCAGUGCAUGCUGGUCCUGCGCCUCGGAGGUGUGGUCAGUAGGAGAGGUCCCGUGCUGCUGCCCGAAUCGCCCUGCCACAAGACAGAGCACCCGCUCAUCCCACACUCAGAGAUGGAGCCAUGGAUCUUCAGGUUUAAAGCAGAGGGCACGGUGGAUUACUCACAGCUGACCUUUGACCCCGGCCAGAAUGAACUGAUCGUCGGUGCCAGCCUUCUUGUUGAUGGUUUAUCUGGAGCCUCACAUUGCUUCUCUCUGUCUCUGCAGGAGGCAGAGUGGCACUGUGACGAGUUCACCAAGGGAGCCUGCUUCAGCCGGGGAAAAUCUGAGGAGGAGUGCCAGAACUACAUUAGGGUGCUGCUGGUGAAUGGGAACAGGCUGUUUACCUGUGGAACCAACGCCUUCACCCCCAUCUGCACCAACCGAACGCUGACUAACCUGACAGAAAUCCACGAUCAGAUCAGUGGAAUGGCUCGGUGUCCCUACAACCCCCUCCACAACUCCACGGCUCUCAUCACGUCGAGCGGGGAGCUUUAUGCUGCCACUGCCAUGGAUUUUUCGGGGAGAGACCCCGCCAUCUAUCGCAGCCUGGGCGGCAUGCCGCCACUACGCACUGCCCAGUACAACUCCAAGUGGCUCAAUGAGCCAAAUUUUGUCUCCUCGUAUGAUAUUGGGAACUUCACCUACUUCUUCUUCCGGGAGAACGCGGUGGAGCACGACUGUGGCAGGACGGUGUUCUCCCGUGCCGGCCGCGUCUGUAAAAACGACAUCGGAGGCCGCUUCCUUCUGGAGGACACGUGGACCACCUUCAUGAAGGCCAGACUUAACUGCUCCAGACCAGGGGAGAUCCCCUUCAAUUACAAUGAAUUGCAGGGCACGUUCUACUUACCCGAGCUGGAGCUGCUCUAUGGCAUCUUUACAACCAAUGUAAACAGCAUUGCUGCCUCCGCAGUGUGUGCCUUCAAUCUCACUGCCAUAUCACAGGUUUUCAAUGGCCCCUUCAAGUUCCAGGAAAAUUCUCGGUCUGCCUGGCUGCCCUACCCCAACCCCAACCCAAACUUCCAGUGUGGCACCAUCAACUCCGGCUCCUAUGUAAACCUGACUAAGAGAAACCUGCAGGACGCUCAGAAAUUCCUGCUGAUGCAUGAGGUGGUCCAGCCCGUGGUCCCUGUGCCCUACUUCAUGGAGGACAAUGUGCGCUUCACUCACGUGGCCGUGGAUGUGGUGCAGGGGAAAGACACACUGUUUCACAUCAUUUAUAUGGCCACGGAUUACGGUACUAUCAGGAAAGUACUUUCUCCUCUCAACCGGUCCGCGGGGAGCUGCCUAUUGGAGGAGAUCGAGUUGUUCCCGCCCAGGAAGAGGCAGCCGAUUCGAAGCCUGCUCAUCCUGCACAGCCGCAGUGAGCUGUAUGUGGGUGUGAGAGACCAGGUCAUUAAGAUCCCACUCAAGAGAUGCAGCUACCACAAGAACAGAGAAGCCUGUGUAGGAGCCAGGGACCCGUACUGUGGUUGGGAUCAGCUGCUGAAGAAAUGCACUACACUGGAGGAGAGUGUCCGAAUGAGCCAGUGGGAGCAGAGUAUCACAAAAUGCCCAGUCCGUAAUGUAACAGUCGACGGAGGAUUUGGUGCCUGGACAGGCUGGUCCACCUGUAGCCAUAAUGAUGGAGGCAGUGCCGGCUCUUGCCUGUGUCGGACACGGGCCUGUGACAAUCCUGCCCCCCAGUGUGGCGGCCAACAGUGUCUUGGCAUCAGCGUGGAAGUUGCCAACUGCUCCAGAAACGGAGCUUGGACUCCCUGGACUUCCUGGUCUCCCUGCAGCACCAGCUGCGGCAUUGGCUUCCAGGUUCGGCAGCGCUCCUGCAGCAACCCGACCCCUCGGCACGGCGGGCGAGUGUGUGUUGGCCAGAACCGCGAGGAGAGGUACUGUAACGAACACCUUCCCUGCCCACCCCACGUGUACUGGUCUGCCUGGUCGGCAUGGGAACGCUGCAAUGUACCCUGUGGAGGAGGCAUCCAGUCACGACACAGAACCUGUGAAAAUGGAAACGACUGUCCCGGGUGUGGUCAGGUAUGUCAUGCUAAAUGA